Molecule: messenger RNA, 1041 nt
Organism: Cuscuta campestris
Lineage: Eukaryota; Viridiplantae; Streptophyta; Magnoliopsida; Solanales; Convolvulaceae
Source: the annotation of a GenBank genome assembly
GAAGCUGUGGAAAGGAGAGUGGAAUUGAACAAAGAUUUUGCAGGGAAUUCGUAAGAAUACAACUGGAGAACGCGAAGGGAAAUGGCGGACCAAACCCUUGUUACAUCUUCUUCCCCCCCUCUCGAUCUCGAUUCACUGCGCAGUCGAAUAUUGGAGCUUAGAGAUCUGUUGAAAAACUCCGAUGAAGCUCCGGAUCUUUCCUCUUCAGAUUCGGAGCAAUUUCUAAACGAUUGUGCUCUUCACCUCGAGAGCAAAUUUAAUCAAAUAUUAUCUGAUACAUCAGAUAUAGACCUCUUAGCUGAUAGAGAUUUAGAUGAACUUGUGGGAGAUUUAAAGAAUGAGCUAAGCUCUUUGGAGAGUGAAAAUGAAAAAGUGUCAAUGGAAAUCGAGGAAUUUUCGAGAAGAUAUGUGGAAGAAUCUGGAAAGUUGGAAGGUGAAAUCGAAGGCUUACAUUGUUCGUUGGACCUUUUGGAAUCACAGAGUAUGAAGCAGGGGAAUUGCCAUGCUUUUUGCUCUACAGAAGGAGAAGAUCAAGUGAACUUAAUAAGCACACAUGAAGGAUUUAAUUUUCAGAUUUCAAACCUUAGCAAUCAACUUGAGAAGAGCAAAACAAAUUUGAAGACAUUGGAAGAUCUUGAGGGUGCUUUCAAGAGGUUAGAAGCUACAGAAAUACUCAAGGAUGCAAUUAGUGGUCUGCGAGUAACUGAAUCUGAAGGCGAUCACAUCAGGUUAUGUCUAAGAACAUACAUCCCUAACAUUCGUAGCUUAAUGCUUCUGGAACAGUUUGAGGAUUCUUGUGGGCUAUUAGAUCAAGACCAUGAAUUGGUAAUAGAAUUAAUGGAGGGUACGAUGGAGGUCAAGCAUGCUGAGAUAAUCCCCAAUGAUGUACAUAUAAGCGAAAUUGUUGAUGCUGCAAAAUCUCUCAGGGUAUGGGAGGAAUAGUUUAUUCAUCUAGAUGCCAGUUUGGAUAAAAAGAGAACAUGGCUCUUAGUAUUUUUAGUUUUUACUAAAGGGAUUGGAAAUUAAACUUAGGUUCCAAUU